GAGUCAUGAUACGACAAAGAGAAAGAUAAUUGACUGCACUAAUUAAGGAAUCUUGAGGCAAAUUAAAUUGAGUAAGAUGUAAGGCAUAUUCCAAGAGUGUUGUGACACAGUGCGGCCGUUGGCUUACCAGGGAUAAGUUCAGAGAAUAAAGCUAUUCAUUCUGCUGGCAGAGUGCAGACAGAGGUACUUGAGGCAAUAAGUGGGAGCGUGAAUAGAUUGCAGUGCACAGAGGCGAUAGCACAAUGCUCGAGGUGGACAAAAUUCUGGAGAAGUGCGGCGACUUUGGGCGGCUGCAGUGGCUGAUGCUGUUGCUAUUCUCGCUGAUCAACUUGCUCUCGUCCAUGCACUACUACUCCCAGACGAUCAUCAGCAUCGUGCCCAAGUAUUGGUGUGCAGAUGACCCGACAGCACCGACACCAAGCGAGUCCAGCUGCCAGCCGCUGAGCACCAACGCGAGCCACCCUGCGACGUGCCACAGCUACCGCUAUGAGCCGUACAUGGGCUACCAGAGCUUCAGCAACGAAAUGCACUGGAUUUGCCAAAAUGCAUGGAAGCUGAGCCUGGGCCAGUCCAUGUUCUUCGUGGGCUCCGUGGUGGGCACCCUGGGUUUGGGCUACCUCGCGGACAAAGUCGGUCGCUUGCCCAUCCUGAUCCUGGCCAACAUCAUCGGCAUGCUGGGCAACCUGCUGACAAUCCUCAGCAAGAACCUGGCGCUCUUCUGCGUCUUCCGAUUCAUCGCUGGACUCGCCACCGACGCCAACUUUCUGAUGAUGUACAUUCUAGUCAUGGAGUACAUGCGUCCAUCCAUGCGCACUCUGGGCCUGAGCAUCUGCAUCGGCGUCUUCUACUGCCUGGGCUCCAUGGGCGUGCCCUGGAUAGCCGUGCUCGUGGGCAACUGGCGCACCUUUCUACUUGUCACCGCGCUGCCGUUGGGCCUGGUGCCGCUCUUCUAUUUCGUGGUGCCGGAGAGCGCCCAGUGGCUGAUCUCGAAGCAGAAGUACGACAAGGCUGUGGCCUGUCUGAAGCGCGUGGCCAAGAUCAAUGGCCGCCAGAUCGAUGACAGCGUCUAUGAGCAGUUCAUCGAGGACUGCAAAAUCAGCCAGAAAAACUUGCAGACGGGCAAGCAGAAUAUGCUGGGACUCUUCAAGACGCCCCGACUGCGCCGCAACACCUUCAUACUGUUCUUUAAAUCCAUGGUCAUCACCCUGUGCUACGAUGCCGUCUCUCGCAACGUCCAAGGCCUUGGCAUUUCGCCAUUUCUGAUGUUCACACUGAGCGCCACCACAAUUCUGCCCGCCUGCCUGCUGAUCAUUGCUCUGCAAGAUCGCAUCGGACGCAAGGCAAUGACUUCCAUCACACUGCUCCUCAGUGGCAUUUUCAUCUCGGUAACGGGCAUUGUUCUCUUCGCCGCAGGCACAGCCAGCAACCAGACAACCACUGUGCUGGUGACGCUCUCGGUGAUUGGGCGCUUUGGAGUCACGGUGGCCUACAACUCGGGCGCCCAGUACGCCACGGAGCUGAUUCCGACGUGUGUGCGGGGCCAGGGCGUGGGCGCGGUGCAUGUCAUGGGCUAUGCCUUCACAUUCCUCAGUGUGUACAUAUUGGAUACGCGUUCGGUGUUCUCGCCGCUGCCGGAAAUCAUCCUCGGCGUGAUCUCGUUCCUGGGCGCUUGCCUGACGCUGCUGCUGCCGGAGACACUGAAUCGCACGCUGCCGGCCAGCCUGGAGGACGCCGAGCAGUUUGGCAUGAACGAUCACUGGUACACGUUCAGCUGCUUCGAGAAGCGCUCGCAGUCGGUGGCCAAGCUGGCGGCGCCGCGGGGCACGUCGCUGUCCAUUUCCACCGACUCGUCGGUCUAUUUCUAGGGCAGAGCGUAAG
This is a messenger RNA of Drosophila arizonae, 1878 nucleotides long. Its product is annotated as organic cation transporter protein. Lineage: Eukaryota; Metazoa; Arthropoda; Insecta; Diptera; Drosophilidae. Gene Ontology annotation, biological process: transmembrane transport. Gene Ontology annotation, molecular function: transmembrane transporter activity. Gene Ontology annotation, cellular component: membrane. The record is from RefSeq and is a predicted model, not a curated record.